UCCAAACCUCCUCAACAUACUUGCUAGUUUCCGACAAGAAAAGGUAUAAAAUUAAAAUCCCUAAUGGGUUCCAUGUGAAAACUCAGAAUCCUUCUACAUUCGGCAUUCACAUGGUAACUCCCGAGCUGCGAAACCACAACCAGAUUUUCACUGCUUUUCUGUUGAAGGUAGAUAGGAACUGAAAUACAUAGUUUAAGGCAAGAUGAUAUCCUUCUCCCAAACCAAACAAUGGCAUGGAGUUCAAUUUCAACAGUUUAAGCUGACCAAGAGCCUCCCAAAAUGCCUCAACGGGCAUCCUAAUGUUCAUCUACGAAGUUUCAGACCUAGUAGUGAUCGAAAAAUGGAGCAAGCCAGUUUUAAAACAGUUCAUUGCAAAGCAGGACUAGCAGAGGAUGCACCCUUUGCCAUAGCUAUAGGAACAUGUGUUCUCAAUUCUAUUAUUUUCCCUCCUCGGGAUAAAUCCAAUGAUCAAGAUGGAGAAAGUAUGGACGAUGUGAGAUAUGCCGCAAUGGGGAUCAUAAGCUUUAUUCCCUACUUCAACUGGCUGAGUUGGGUAUUUGCUUGGCUUGACACAGGAAGACGGCAGUAUUUGAUCUAUGCAAUUGUUUAUUUAGCUCCUUACAUAAGGUCAGAUUUAUCAAUAUCACUGGAGGAUAGCUGGUUACCUGUGGCAAGCAUACUUGUCUGCAUUCUACAUAUUCAACUAGAGAUAAGUUUGAAGAGUGGAGAUCUUCAGGAUUUCCAGUUGUUUGGAGAUACCUCAUUCUUCUCAGAGAAUUGGGGAGGAAAAAGGCUCCAGAACCAACUUGGUAUCCUCCUUCAGAAACUCCGAGCAUCAAAAGUGGAAAGAGAUUCCAAAAUUUCGGACUUCGUAGAACCACCACCUGCAGAAGAAGAAAUUAAACUGGAGCUUGAAGAACGGGAUAAAAAGAUGGAAUCAUCCUUAGAAGAUCAACAUCCUAGAGAGGAAAGAAGGAACAGCAGUAAAAGGAGAAACAUGUUGGGAAAAAAAGAUGAUUCUGAUAUGUCUUGAUGCAUAGCCUCCUUUUAUGUUGGAUGCAUAUGGCAGGCAUUUUUUGUUAAAUGAGCUUCAUGCAUUAUAUGCAGUGCUUCAUUGUCCCACACACAUCAGGUUGGGAAGUUGGUAAAUAUUUUAAUGUGUAAAUAUGUCUUUUUUGAGAGGACAAAUGGAGGUUUGUCUUGUGUAUUCUUUCCCAACAAUAUGUGGGAUUCAUCAACUAGAACGCAGUGGAACUAAGAGUAAAGCAGAGGAAGAUGGUCUUAACAACACUAUAGAAAUGUUUUUGGAUUUUAAUGUUCAACCUGCAAGGUAGGUGAUCUGGUUGAUAGGCUAUGAUGUGAAAUUAUUUUUACUAUUUCUCCCGAAACAUUCUUCUAGCACAAAUUACCUAGAGGUCGUACACCUAAAUUUGUGACAAUUACUUGAUGAGGAAAGGCAUCAUGUAAUUACUAAUUUGAAAAUUGUCUCCUAAGCAUGGGAUUCUUGGACCUGUCCUUUGUUCUCGACUUUUAAUAGGAACAUUAUGCAUCCUAUAAAUGCAGUUUUGAAUUGAUCUUAUAUUGUAUAUUUUCGUUCAGAAAGAAAUAAUCAAUGAAUUAUCUUAUACCA
This is a messenger RNA of Cryptomeria japonica (Japanese cedar), 1630 nucleotides long. RefSeq lists its product as uncharacterized. Lineage: Eukaryota; Viridiplantae; Streptophyta; Pinopsida; Cupressales; Cupressaceae. The transcript has 6 exons. The record is from RefSeq and is a predicted model, not a curated record. Bases 203 to 1033 code for a protein of 276 amino acids.